Molecule: messenger RNA, 3966 nt
Organism: Ascoidea rubescens DSM 1968
Lineage: Eukaryota; Fungi; Ascomycota; Saccharomycetes; Ascoideales; Ascoideaceae
Gene: LDB17
Product: Ldb17p
Exons: 1
Coding region: 1-3966 (1321 amino acids)
Biological process (GO): actin cortical patch localization; actin cortical patch assembly; endocytosis
Cellular component (GO): actin cortical patch
Molecular function (GO): Arp2/3 complex binding
Source: RefSeq, a predicted model, not a curated record
AUGCCUGAUAUGAACAUGUCUGAUUAUAACAUUCAUUCAACUGAUGAUUUAUACUCUUUUUUAAAGAAUUUUUUAUCAAAUUUAGACGAAACCCAAUCAAUAGAUGAUGUCAACUCAAAUUUAAUUUUUUAUUUAACCACUGUCUCUAAGCUUAUGGAUUUUGAUUUUAAUUCAAAUUAUUUAUCAAUCAAUACAGAAAAUAUUUCAUCAUCACCUUCUUUUUCUUCUUUCCCAUCGCUUUUUUUACAAAUCAAUAACGACUUGAUUGAUAAAUACUUUUAUUCAAUAAUAUUUCAAGAAAACAAAGAAGAAAUUUUGUACAACUGUUGUUUUUUCUUGGUUAAUUCAAUCUUAUUCAAAAAUUUAUCCUUUAAACAAUUCAUCAUAAGUAAAUUAUUAAGUCUAUUGAAUUUAAAUGUUAAACUAAAUAACAUCAAUCUAAAAAUUUUGAUUGGCUUGAUAUUUUUUAUCUUAAUUCAGUUGGAUGAAAACUUAUCUUUAAUUCAUAAUAAUAAAAACAAUACGAAUACAGAUACGAAUACAGAUACAGAUACUAAUUCCAAUACUAAUUCUAAUGCCGAUACCUACAAUACAGUUAAUAACAUUGAAGAUUAUAAUAUUAAUAUAAAUAAUCCAGACAACUCAAAUCCCAAUACCUUCAAUAGUUCGAAUAUUCUAGACAUUUUGCAGCAUUAUUCAUCUUUCUCAAUUUUUUAUAAAAUUUUGUAUUUUAAUAAUUUUAUCCAUUUUUAUAAAUUGAGAAAAUCAAACUUAAUUAAAAAUGAAAUCGCUAAUAACAGUAAAAUUUAUGAUUCAAUCUUUCAAGAUGAAAUCCAAAUCAUAAAUGAUCCAAAUAAUCAAGAUAAUUUAAAUCUAUUAGAUGAUGAAAAUAACUUACUUCUAAAUAAAUCGAUGACAAACCUAACUUUAGAAAAUUUAGAAUUGAAAAAACAAACUCAUCAAGAUGAUAUUGAUCUAUAUCUAUCUAGAAUUCAAAACAAUAAUAAAAUAGUAGAAAACUAUAAUAUGGAUCCAAAUGUUCAAAAUUCAAUUAUAAAUGAUGAAUCUUAUUAUUUUGAUAAUAUCCUAGAAUUUGAAAAGAAAAACUUGGAUUUAAAUAUCAACUCAAUAAUAACAUCUUUUAUCAAUAAUUUAAAUCAAAAUCAAAAUCCUCUUAUAUUACAAAAAAAACUAAUUAAUGAUAUUAAUAACUUUUUGGAUAAUUUUAAAAAAAAAUUAUUAAAUAAAGUUUAUCUUAGACUAAUUUUCAAUUAUUUAAAAUCUCUUAAAAUCUCUUUUGAUGAAUUGAUUUUAGUUAAUAAUUCCUUCAUAUUUGAUUACUUGGUUAAAAAUCUAAAUAUAUUUAAUUCUAAUAAUGAAGACUCUUCAAAGACUUUUUAUCAAUUUGAUGGUAACUAUGGUGAAGGUUAUUAUGGAAAUUUUAGAAAUAGUGUUAUUUUUACAAAUAACAAUAGAACCAGCAUGAUAAAUAAUAAUUUUAAUUUCAAUCUUAAUAGUAGUAAUAGUAAUAGUAGCAAUACCAAUAUUACCAAUAAUGCCAAUAAUAUUAAUAAUAUUAAUAAUACUAAUACUAGCAAUAAUACUGAUUAUAAUAAUGAAAAUAAAUCAAUUAAUAACAAUAACAAUAAUAAUAAUAAUAAUAAUAAUAAUAAUAAUAANAAUAAUAAUAAUAAUAAUAAUAAUAAUAAUAAUAAUAAUAAUAAUAAUAAUAAUAAUAAUAAUAAUAAUAAUAAUAAUAAUAAUAAUAAUAAUAAUGAUAAUAAUAAUAAUAAUAAUAAUAAUAAUAAUAAUAAUAAUAAUAAUAAUGAUAAUGAUAAUAAUAAUAAUAAUGAUAAUGAUAAUGAUAAUGAUAAUGAUAAUGAUAAUGAUAAUGAUAAUGAUAAUGAUAAUGGUAAACUUAUAAAAUACUACAAGAGUCAAUUGAAUAAAUUUUUCAAAAAAAUUUCUUUAGAUAAACUAAACUCAAAUAAUGAUGAAGAUGAAUUAAAUCGAUUAAAAUUUCAAUUAAUUUUAUCGGUAAAUGAGCAGUUUAUGGUUAUAAUUUAUGAUCAAUUAAAUCUUAAAAAAAAAUUUCCAAUAAAAUUAUUGUAUAAAUUGGAGAUAAAUAAAUUUUUAAAAAUAUUUAAGAUUAAUGAAAAAAUUAAAAUAGUAAAUAAAUUGAAAAAGGGUUAUUUAAUUGAAAUUAACGAAGAAUUUAAUCAAAAUAUCGAAUAUGAAUUAAAUAGACUAAGUUAUCAAUACCAAUUUAAUAUUAUCAAUUCCGAUGAACUAAUUGAUAAAGAUUUAAUUUAUGAAGAAAUUUAUGAAAGAUAUGAGGAGUCCUUUUCAAAAUUAAUUGAAAUUGAAAACGAAUUAAUAAUAGAAAAGAAAAAUUUGAUUAAUAAUAAUGAUAAAACAUAUUUUGAGAUUGAUAAUGAUAAUUUCAUUUUAACCAAAUUUUAUAAUGAAAUAAUUGAAGUUUAUCCAAGUUCAAUUACAUUUGAUGAUAUUAAUAAUUUGUUUAUAAACGAUUUGAUUUCCAAAUUCAAAAAAAUUAUUGGAAUUAGAAAUUUAGAUGAAGAUAUAAACGAGGAAGAAUUUUUUAAAACCUUUAAUUUAUUUGACAACAAUUUUAGAGAAGAUGUUUUAAAAUUAACACAAGAAGAGAAAAAAAUGAUUUUAAAACCACAAAUUAAAAACUUGAUAUUAGAAAAUUUAAUUGGAAAUAAUAUUGGCUUUUUCAAAAAAUCUAUGAAUAAUUUUCUAAGUCAUCAUAGUAAUCUCAGAGAUAAUAAUGAACACAAUAAUAAUAAUAUUAAUAAUAAUAAUAAUGAUAGUAUUGAUAGUAUUGAUAAUCAUGAUUAUUAUGAAAACGUUUAUGAAAAUAUUAAUGGAAGUAGUAUUUUCAGAAAUUUUAUAUCGUUUUUAAUUUAUGAAUUUAAUAGAGAAGAUAGCAAUUGUAAUAAGAUCAUGAUAUUGAAAGUAUUAUAUUUAAUUUUAAAUGAUCUGUAUAAAAAAGGAGAAAAAAUAUUUACAGAGUUCUACUUAAACGACUUGAAAUUAUUAGUUGAUAUAUUUAUCAGAGAGUUAUAUAAUUUAUCAACAGAUUAUCAAAUUUCUUUAAUUAAUAAUUAUUUAAGAGUUUUUUAUUUGAUAUUAAAUUUUACAGAGAUUAAUUUCAUUAAAUUUGAAAAUAAAGGAUUGAGUAAAAAAGAGAUUAAAGAGAUAACUGAAGAAGAGUAUAAUUUGAAGGGAUAUAAGAGAAAAGAGAUUAUAAGUUUAUUGAUAUAUUUAAGUGGAGAAGGUAUAUUUGUUGAGGAUAAUGAAAUUAAGAAAAAUCAAAUAUGGGAACCAAAUGAAAAUACAAGGAAAUUGGCUCUUAAAUGUUUAAAGAUUAAAUGGAUUGGGUAUAAUAGUUAUUUGAAUAGUGAAAAAUUACUAAAGAUUCAAAUUCAUAAUUCAAAGGCAAUGACUGCUAAUAGCUAUCUCUAUGAAAAGAAGAACUCUAUAUCGUCUUUUUCAUCUUUUUCAACUUUUUCUAGCACAAAUUCCAAUAUUAACAAGUUGACGAUUCAUAAUGAAAUUGGCAAUCUCAAUAUAAAUGACAAUAUUAGUAAAAGUCCCACCACUAAUAAUAAUAAUUUCAACAAUAGCUAUUUGAAUGGAAAUUUCAAAUUAAAUAAAACGCAAAGUAAUACUAGCCCUACAAGUAAUAUUGAUCUCAGCAGAAACGUGAAUAAGGGCAAUGAUUUCUAUUUUAAUAAGAAAAAAGCCAGUUCAGCCUCCAACUUAUUGCAACUCUACGACAAUAAAGGUAGCAAUAAUUCAACCUCAAGUUUGAACAGUGGGAAGUUUCGACUCAGUGAGAGCCAGCGAAACAAAAAGCUUCCACCACCACCUCCUCCUCCAUCCAGAAAACUUCGAUUGAUGCAAUCGCACAACAAUCUUCUCAAAAGCUCGCGCUGA